UCCCCCAAAUCCCCAUCCGGCUGCAAAACAAAACAAUACAAAACACUGCAUCCUUCAAACACCCUCCCAUUGUAAUUCCCCUUCAUGGAUUCUGCCCUUCUCUGUCAUCCACUCUUCACUCGCUUCAAUAACUUAACUCUUUCCACUUUCAACAAUCGCCCCUCUUUCGCCCCUCCUCCUCCCCAAACCCUCCGUAAAUCCAAGCAAAGAACCUCUAACUCUGCUUCCUCCGCCGCUGCCUUCUCUGCGGGAAACAUGUUCGACGAAACUCCCACCACCAAAAAUGGCAAGCCCUCCGUCGCCGCCUCAACUUUAGGACUCGGAGCUGAAACCUCGUCGGAAGCCAUUGAUUUCUUUGACAAUCUGGAAGAUCCUGACCACCCGUCCGAUGGCUACUCUUCCAUUCAAAGUGCGGUCGAUGCCAUACACCAGGGGAAGUUUGUGAUCGUCGUGGAUGACGAAAAUGGCGACUCGGAAGGAAAUCUGGUGAUGGCAGCCUCCUUUGCCACUCCUGGCAACGUAACAAGCAUGGUUCAGCAUGGCUCCGGAAUAGUGUAUGUGGGUAUGAAAGAGGAUGAUCUUCAAAGGCUCAAGCUUCCUCUAUUCUCAGUCGACAAUGGAAAUAAUGAGACCUCAACUUUUACAAUCACAGUGGACGUGAAAACGGGGACGUCGGGAGGAGUAUCAGCUGCCGACAGAGCAAAGACAAUAGUUGCUCUAUCAUCUAGCGAGUCAAAGCCAGAAGACUUCCGGAGGCCGGGCCAUGUGUUUCCGGUGAGGUACCGAGACGGUGGCGUUCUGAGGAGAGCGGGCCAUACUGAGGCUUCGGUCGACUUAGUUGCCCUUGCUGGGUUAAGGCCAGUUUCGGUUCUCUCAGCCAUUGUUGAUACCCAAGAUGGCUCCAUGGCUUCACUGCCCAAACUCAGAAGCUUGGCAUCUCAGCACCAAAUACCAAUGGUCUCAAUAACGGACUUGAUUAGGUACCGAAGAAAGAGAGAAAAUUUGAUUGAAAGAAUUGCGAUUUCUCGGCUGCCAACUAAAUGGGGGCAAUUCUAUGCUCACUGCUACCGCUCAAAGGUAGAUGGGAUUGAACACGUGGCCCUUGUAAAGGGAAACAUUGGGGACGGCCAAGAUGUUCUUGUGAGAGUCCAUUCGGAGUGCUUAACUGGCGACAUAUUCGCGUCUGCAAGAUGCGAUUGUGGCAACCAACUGGACCUGGCCAUGCAGAUGAUUGAGAAGGCCGGCAGAGGCGCUGUCAUUUACCUGAGAGGCCACGAAGGAAGAGGCAUCGGCCUCGGCCCCAAGCUUCUCGCCUACAAUCUCCAGGACCAAGGCCACGACACCGUCGAAGCUAAUCUCGAGCUCGGCCUGCCCGCCGAUGCCCGAGAUUACGGAGUCGGCGCCCAGAUGCUGAGAGAUAUUGGAAUCAGAACGAUGCGUUUAAUGACGAAUAACCCGGCGAAGUUCAAGGGGCUGAAGGGGUACGGACUGGCAGUCACGGGGAGGGUUCCAGUGGUCACACAAAUUACAGAUGAAAACAGAAAGUACUUGGAAACCAAGAGAACCAAGAUGGGCCAUAUCUAUGCCAAAGGCCCAUUAUCUGCAAUUCAUCGCAAAACGACACCGGAGGCUGAGGCUGCCAGUAAUUGAAACUGUCGCCAUUAUAAUGAAUUAAAUAAAUAAAUAAAUAAAUAAACGCCCAAAUAAAACAAAUAUAUUAAAUAAGGCGUGGUCCAGUUUUGGUCCUAAAAUGGCCCAUUAUUAUUAUUCGUUCUAUUUUUCUUUUUCUUGUCCUCUUGGCUUUGGUGUCAUGGAAGGAAUGGCUGUCUUGUCCUUUUUAAGUAUUAUUAUUCCUUCUAUUUUUCUUUUUAUUAAUUCAAUUUCUAAAUUUGGUUUUGGUUU
Messenger RNA from Momordica charantia (bitter melon), 1902 nucleotides. Its product is annotated as monofunctional riboflavin biosynthesis protein RIBA 3, chloroplastic. Gene Ontology annotation, molecular function: GTP cyclohydrolase II activity; 3,4-dihydroxy-2-butanone-4-phosphate synthase activity. Gene Ontology annotation, biological process: riboflavin biosynthetic process. Gene Ontology annotation, cellular component: cytosol. The record is from RefSeq and is a predicted model, not a curated record. Lineage: Eukaryota; Viridiplantae; Streptophyta; Magnoliopsida; Cucurbitales; Cucurbitaceae.